AUGGGCGCGGGGGCGCUCGCCCUGGGCGCCUCCGAGCCCUGCAACCUGUCAUCGGCCGCGCCGGUCCCCGACGGCGCGGCCACGGCGGCGCGGCUGCUAGUUCCCGCGUCGCCGCCCGCCUCGCUGCUGACCUCGGCCAGCGAGGGACCCCCGCUGCUGUCGCAGCAGUGGACGGCCGGCAUGGGCCUGCUGAUGGCGUUCAUCGUGCUGCUCAUCGUGGCGGGCAACGUGCUGGUGAUCGUGGCUAUCGCCAAGACACCGCGGCUGCAGACGCUCACCAACCUCUUCAUCAUGUCGCUGGCCAGCGCCGAUCUGGUCAUGGGUCUGCUCGUGGUGCCAUUUGGAGCCACCAUCGUGGUGUGGGGCCGCUGGGAGUAUGGCUCCUUCUUCUGCGAGCUGUGGACCUCGGUGGACGUGUUGUGCGUGACGGCCAGCAUCGAGACCCUCUGUGUCAUCGCCCUGGACCGCUACCUCGCCAUCACGUCGCCCUUCCGCUACCAGAGCCUGCUGACCCGCGCGCGGGCGCGGGCCCUCGUGUGCACCGUGUGGGCCAUCUCGGCGCUGGUGUCCUUCCUGCCCAUCUUCAUGCAGUGGUGGCGGGACAAGGACGCCAAGGCGAGCCGAUGCUACAACGACCCCGAGUGCUGCGACUUCAUCAUCAACGAGGGCUACGCGAUCACCUCGUCCGUCGUCUCCUUCUACGUGCCCCUGUGCAUCAUGGCUUUCGUGUACCUGCGGGUGUUCCGCGAGGCCCAGAAGCAGGUGAAGAAGAUCGACAGCUGCGAGCGCCGCUUCCUCAGCGGCCCAGCGCGGCUGCCCUCGCCCGCGCCCUCGCCCGGGCCCCCGCUCCCUGCCGCCCCUGUGGCCAACGGGCGCGCCAACAAGCGGCGGCCCUCGCGCCUCGUGGCCCUGCGCGAGCAGAAGGCGCUCAAGACGCUGGGCAUCAUCAUGGGCGUGUUCACGCUCUGCUGGCUGCCCUUCUUCCUAGCCAACGUGGUGAAGGCCUUCCACCGCGACCUGGUGCCCGACCGCCUCUUCGUCUUCUUCAACUGGCUGGGCUAUGCCAACUCGGCUUUCAACCCCAUCAUCUACUGCCGCAGCCCCGACUUCCGCAAGGCCUUCCAGCGCCUGCUCUGCUGCGCGCGCCGGGCCGCCUGCGGGAGCCACGCGGCCGCCGGGGACCCGCCGCGCUCCUCGGGCUGCCUGGCGGUGGCCCGGCCGUCGCCGUCUCCCGGGGCCGCCUCGGACGACGACGACGACGACGAAGACGACGUCGGGGCCGCGCCGCCCGUGCGUCUGCUGGAGCCCUGGGCCGGCUACAACGGCGGGGCGGCGGCGGACAGCGACUCCAGCCCAGACGAGCCAAGCCGCCCCGGCUGCGCCUCGGAAUCCAAGGUGUAG
Molecule: messenger RNA, 1401 nt
Organism: Rangifer tarandus platyrhynchus (Svalbard reindeer)
Lineage: Eukaryota; Metazoa; Chordata; Mammalia; Artiodactyla; Cervidae
Source: the annotation of a GenBank genome assembly